This is a messenger RNA of Peniophora sp. CBMAI 1063, 1233 nucleotides long. NCBI's taxonomy places the organism in Eukaryota, Fungi, Basidiomycota, Agaricomycetes, Russulales, Peniophoraceae. The record is from the annotation of a GenBank genome assembly.
AUGUUCUCUACUGCCCAAAGUCUCCCGCACGACGUCUUAUCCGAGCUUUUCGAGCAUGUCGCGGUCAUCGACCCCGCGGGUGCUUUACUGAAGGGCGAGCGACGGUCCUUGGGAUGGAUCACCACCACGCACGUGUGUGCGCGCUGGCGUGAGGUCGGCCUUGGGCUGGCAGCUCUGUGGGCUGACGCAGUAUGCGCGUUCCCAAGUGUGGCCAUCGCGGACGAAGUGCUUCUACGCGCCCGCGACUGCCUUCUGAAUGUCACGGUUGGCCCACCUGCCCUCGAUCUGGAUCCGCGCACCCCUUUCACUCGUGCACCCCAUCUGCCCACUAGUUGGGGUAUACAGCAUCUACAAAGAGCUCGCACGCUCCGCUGCCAUGUUGACCGGGGGUCGACUUACUCCGAUCAUAGUGAGGCAUACACGGCACUCAGAGAUACGACACUCCCUCUCCUACAACACCUGUAUCUCUCUGACACCACAAAGCCCAAGCGCGGCGACCCCCCACCAAUCGUGGAACUCACAUGCCCAUCCCUCCUGAGCGCUCACUUUUGCAACGUUCUACCACAUCCAUCCUUUGCCGUGUCCGCGAGUAGUCUGAGCCGCCUCUGCUUGGAGUUACCAUACGGCACGGUGUCCGUCUACGAUUUAUCGCCGUGCCUGUGCGCUCUACGCGACAUGUCUCGCUUGGAACAUCUCAAGCUCGUCCUCAGCGGGGGCAUCUUUCCACGCUUCAGCCUUGGCAUCGUGCGCUUCGAGAACCUCAAGACGUUGCACGUAUCGUGUAAGAAUGCGCAGCAUGCACCAGUCAUACUCGACUUCAUCUCAACGCCAUGCAUCGUCGACACCUCGAUCGAGAUCACCGAGCCACUGCACAACUGGGACGAGCCUAUCAUCUUCCCCAGAAUAUUCGUCCAUCAGCCACAGGCGCUGCACACUGGAUCGGUCUCUAUCUCCGAUACUUCUCUGAAGGUCGAAAGCGGCGACGGGCCAGACCAUGCAAUGUUUAGUCUCACCUGGAGGCCAUGGGCUGCGGUUAGGUAUAACACUAACCUAACCUAUUCAGAAAUCCUGUCCGCUAUCGCGCAUCAAAUAGAUUUGUCGGGCUUUACCAGUUGCUCUGUAUGGUUCCCGGAUCCGCGUACUGGCGGGAGAGGUGCCAAUGUCGGUGCCGCGCUGGCUGCUCUUCGGCAAGCUUUGAGCUCUGUCAAGACUCUGACGCUACAUAAUGCGUAG